CCGGCCCUCUCCAACAGAUGUUAUCUUGACCAACUGCAAAUCGCGCAAAGCCAACGCCAAUUCAGGUUCAUUCGGGGGCCUGACAUAUACGAAGCGAUCCCAAGAAAAGGCCUAUCGAGGCAAUACCCCACUCCUAUUCUCCACGAUGAUUUCCAGAACCCUUUUUUGGGCAGGCUUCGGCGUCGCUGUCCGCUUCUGGCAACUCGGCCUCGAAAUGCGACCGUUAUUCAACCGAGGCUCUCUAUGGGCUUACCCUGUCUUUGCCGGAGUUGGUGGAAGUUUCGGAUACUGGUUACAAGGUGUCGACGAGAGACAAGUAGCAGUGUUGGAGGAGCGAAAACAAGCCCUUCUUGAGAAGAGAUCAAGGAAGGCGGCGAGGGAUGCACAGAAUGCGCAGGCCGCCGCAUGAAAAUAUAAACACUUUAAGAUACUUGACGUGCUUGGUUCAGUGUAUAUAUAAUGAGGAAUCAAGGGACGAAAAAGCUAUCAAGAGGGGCAAGUCAACAAGUCACUUACGGAUAAGGUAGACAGAGAAAUCCAAGAUGGUCAACGAGUUUGCAUUUCAUGCCUUAUGGCAAGGUCAUUACU
Messenger RNA from Annulohypoxylon maeteangense, 588 nucleotides. RefSeq lists its product as uncharacterized. The coding region runs from base 146 to 409 and encodes 87 amino acids. The record is from RefSeq and is a predicted model, not a curated record. The transcript is spliced from 2 exons. NCBI's taxonomy places the organism in Eukaryota, Fungi, Ascomycota, Sordariomycetes, Xylariales, Hypoxylaceae.